AUGCUCAUUCACAGUGAUGAGCGUCCCUAUGAAUGCAAUCAAUGCAAUAAGACAUUCAAACAUAUAAUCGAUCUAAAAUCUCACACUCUCAGUCACACUGGUGAGCGUCCCUAUGAAUGCAGUCAUUGCAAUAAGACAUUCAAACAAUUAAGGAAUCUGAAAUCUCACAUGCUCAUUCACAGCGGUGAGCGUCCCCAUGAGUGCAAUGUAUGCAAGAAGACAUUCACACUUUUAGGCGUUCUGAAAAAUCACAUGCUCAUUCACAGUGAUGAGUGUACCAAUAAGUGCAGUAUAUGCGAGGAGACAUUCACAGAAUUAAGUAGUCUGAAAAAACACAUGCGUAUUCAUAAUAGAGAGCAUCCUUAUAAAUGUGUAACAUGCAAUAAGACAUUCACACAAUUAUGCAAUCUGAAAAGUCACUUGGUGAUACACAAUGAAGUACGUCCUCAUGAAUGCAAUGUAUGCAAUAAGACAUUCAAACGGUUAAGUUCUCUGAAAGAACACUUGCGGAUUCAUAAUGGAGAGACUCCUUAUAAAUGUGAAAUAUGCAAUAAGGAAUUUACUCAACCAGGCAAUUUAAAGAGACACAUGGCACUUCAUAGUAGGAAGCGUGAUGAAAAUCAGUAA
Ctenocephalides felis (cat flea) is the source of this 627-nucleotide messenger RNA. Its product is annotated as zinc finger protein 16-like. The coding region runs from base 1 to 627 and encodes 208 amino acids. The record is from RefSeq and is a predicted model, not a curated record. Lineage: Eukaryota; Metazoa; Arthropoda; Insecta; Siphonaptera; Pulicidae. Gene Ontology annotation, biological process: regulation of DNA-templated transcription. The transcript has a single exon. Gene Ontology annotation, molecular function: DNA-binding transcription factor activity, RNA polymerase II-specific; RNA polymerase II cis-regulatory region sequence-specific DNA binding.